CCAAGGGAAGAAGCGGAAGGCCUUCAACACUAUUUCCCGCUGCGUUGAAGGCUGAAGCAGCGUUCAAAGUCUCUAAACCCUCUCGGCCUCCACCUCACCCAGAACCAAAAAAGUUUCAUUUUUGAAGUUCGAGUCUUUGAGAAUUCAAGAUACCUUCAAUUAUUCUUCUCGGGGGGUUCUUCUCUCCUCUAUCCAUUACAAGUGUAGUUUUUUAGGGUGGUUUAGUUAAAGAAUGGCUAGUUUUAGUUCUCUUUCAUUGUGUCCAUACAGCCUUUAUCGUCACCCGAACCCGAAAAGGCGUCCCAUUUUGUGCUCGGUUGGCUCUUCUUCGCUCGCAGGUGUUGAUGGAUCUAAAGUGCCUCGCAAAAGAUCAAGAAAAAUUGAAGGUCCUAGGAAAAGCAUGGAAGACUCUGUUCAACGCAAGAUGGAGCAGUUUUAUGAAGGAUCUGAGGGGCCACCCCUGCGAGUUCUUCCUAUUGGUGGGUUGGGUGAAAUUGGGAUGAAUUGCAUGCUUGUCGGGAACAAUGAUCGUUAUAUCCUUAUUGAUGCUGGUGUCAUGUUUCCAGACUAUGAUGAGCUUGGAGUCCAAAAGAUUAUACCUGAUACGACAUUUAUAAGAAAAUGGAAGCACAAAAUUGAAGCAGUGGUUAUAACGCACGGUCAUGAAGAUCAUAUUGGUGCGUUGCCUUGGGUCAUACCAGCAUUGGAUAUCCAUACUCCAAUUUUUGCAUCUUCCUUUACAAUGGAGCUUAUUAGAAAACGUUUGAAGGAGCAUGGUAUUUUUGUUCCAUCACGACUCAAAGUAUUCCGAACAAAGAAGAAGUUUGUGGCUGGGCCAUUUGAAAUAGAGCCAAUCAGGGUGACCCAUUCUAUCCCUGAUUGUUGUGGGUUAGUUCUUCGCUGUUCUGAUGGUACUAUUCUUCAUACUGGGGACUGGAAGAUUGAUGAAUCACCAAUGGAUGGGAAAGUUUUUGACCGUGAAACUUUGGAGGAACUCUCUAAAGAAGGAGUAACACUAAUGAUGAGUGAUUCAACAAACAUACUUUCACCUGGAAGAACAGCUAGUGAGUCUAACGUGGCAGAUGCACUGUUAAGGCAUAUUUCUGCUGCUAAAGGAAGGGUUAUUACAACCCAGUUUGCAUCAAAUAUCCAUCGUAUUGGAAGUGUGAAAGCUGCAGCUGAUUUAACUGGUAGAAAAAUGGUAUUUGUUGGCAUGUCUUUACGGACAUAUCUAGAUGCAGCUUGGAAGGAUGGAAAAGCACCGUUCGAUCCAUCCACCCUGGUGAAAGUGGAGGAUAUUGAUGCUUAUGCUCCUAAGGAUUUGCUGAUUGUAACAACUGGAUCUCAGGCAGAACCUCGUGCUGCCUUGAAUCUUGCAUCAUAUGGUGGUGGUCAUUCUUUCAAACUGACCAAGGAAGAUAUAAUUUUGUAUUCAGCUAAGGUUAUCCCUGGCAAUGAGUCUCGUGUGAUGAAAAUGAUGAACCGCAUAGCAGAGAUUGGAUCAUCAAUAGUAAUGGGGAAGAAUGAGGGGCUGCACACGUCUGGUCAUGCGUAUCGUGGAGAAUUGGAGGAAGUGCUUAGAAUAGUGAAACCACAACACUUUCUUCCCAUACAUGGAGAACUCUUGUUCCUGAAGGAGCACGAAUUACUUGGAAAGUCAACUGGCAUUCGACACACUGCUGUUAUUAAGAACGGAGAGAUGCUUGGCGUUUCACACUUAAGAAAUAGAAAAGUCCUUUCCAAUGGUUUUGUUUCCCUUGGAAAAGAGAACUUACAGUUGAAGUACAGUGAUGGGGACAAAGCAUUUGGUACAUCUAGUGAACUCUUUAUUGAUGAAAGAUUGAGAGUUGCUUUAGAUGGAAUUAUCGUGGUCAGCAUGGAAAUAUUUCGCCCUCAAAAUAGUGAAAGUCAUGCUGAAAGCACCUUGAAAGGGAAGAUAAGAAUUACCACUAGAUGCCUAUGGCUUGACAAAGGAAAGCUGCUUGAUGCGCUUCAUAAAGCUGCUCAUGCUGCACUUUCAAGCUGCCCGGUAAGCUGUCCAUUGGCUCACAUGGAAAGAAUUGUAUCUGAGGUAUUGAGGAAGUUGGUGAGGAAGUAUAGUGGCAAAAGACCAGAAGUUAUAGCUAUUGCUACAGAAAACCCUGCAGCUGUUCUUGCUGAUGAGGUAAAAGUACGGUUGUCAGGAAAAUCUCAUUCGGGUCUUGGAUUACCAUCAUUGAGAAAAGCUGUGGAUGGACGUAAAGAGGAAAAGAAGUCCAGUAAAAUGCCAAUAAAAGGAGAUGAUGGCACUGAUGUUGAAGGACUCCUACCUGAGGAAGAUUCCCCUACCUCUAGUGGAGCUGAGGGUGAUUUCCCUGAUUCAGAGGAUUCUGACGGAUUUUGGAAAUCAUUCAUCACACCUUCAACCGCUGAAAAGUCGAUCAAAGCUAACAACGGUUAUAUUCCACGGAAGCAGCAAGAUUCCCAGCUGAUGAAAGAUGAUUCUGAAGACUCUGGAGAAACCAAGUCUGAACCCAUGCCUUCAAAAACAGCGAAGAGAAAUAAAUGGAAACCCGAGGAAGUGAAGAAGCUGAUUGUUAUGCGUGGGGAGCUUCACGAGAGAUUCCAAGUUGUGAAGGGAAGAAUGGUUCUCUGGGAAGAGAUAUCUCAAAAGUUGUUGGCUGAUGGUAUCCACAGAAGUCCAGGGCAAUGUAAAUCUCUGUGGACUUCUUUGAUACAAAAAUAUGAGGAGAUCAAGAAUGGGAAGGCAAGCAAGAAAAGCUGGCCAUAUACGGAGGACAUGGACAGGAUAUUGUCGGAUAACGAGGCGCUAGCAGCAAAAUGAGUGGGAAAUGUGAACAAUAAUAUAUUGAAGUAAGAUUGAAAACGUUAAGAGUGGUGCUCAACAAGAUAAUCACCGACUUCAGUUGCACGAUUCUUGUGUGGCGUUGAAGAUGCUUUGUCCCCUGAGGCAUUUACAGAGGCUUGAAUGAAUCAUCCCACCACUAUGAAGAAAGAUCCAAUACCUGAAGCUUUAGAGGGAGAAUCUUUGUUUCCAGGGGACGUGUUGCUCUCCUUAAAUUAACAUCUUAAUUUGUCAUAAUUAAAUUAAAUUUAUUAAUUUGCAAGCGGAGCAACUAUAGAAAUGUAAGCUCGCACUCCGAUGGAGCACGACUGAUUUUUUUUUUUUUUUAUAACAAUUCUGAUUCUGAUUACUGAAUGCAGGAGUGUUGUGUGACAUUGGGUCCAGCUGA
Molecule: messenger RNA, 3233 nt
Organism: Prosopis cineraria
Lineage: Eukaryota; Viridiplantae; Streptophyta; Magnoliopsida; Fabales; Fabaceae
Product: ribonuclease J
Exons: 17
Coding region: 233-2824 (863 amino acids)
Source: RefSeq, a predicted model, not a curated record